GUUGGUUCCACACAGAAAUCAAGAGCACAUAUUCAUCGCCAUGUCCUUCUGGAGGCUUGGGAGCAACCCUAAAACAUUGGAGGAUGUUAAUAUGGUGACAGAGCAGCUGAAGAGUCUUUAUUAUAAGAGGUUGCUGCCAAUAGAGAAACAUUACUCUUUCCAUCAUUUUCACUCACCGGGCUAUGAGGAUGCAGACUUUGACAACAAGCCAAUGGUGCUGGUGAUGGGUCAGUACUCAACGGGAAAGACAACUUUUAUCAGGUAUCUCAUUGAACAAGAUUUUCCUGGCAGCAGAGUUGGACCGGAACCAACCACUGACUGUUUUACUGCCCUCAUGUAUGGAGAGGAGGAAGGAAUCAUCCCUGGAAAUGCCCUUACAAUGGAUCCAAGAAAGCCCUUUCGCAACCUCAACCCUUUUGGAAAUACUUUUCUGAACAGGUUCCAGUGUGUUCAGAUGUCAAAUCAGGUCCUUGAAAGUAUCAGCAUUAUCGACACACCAGGGAUCUUAACUGCUGCCAAAAGAAAACUAAGCCGAGGCUACGACUUCCCAGCGGUGCUGCGCUGGUUGGCUGAGCGUGUGGAUCGAAUCAUCCUGCUGUUCGAUGCACAUAAACUGGACUUCUCUGAUGAGCUCAACCGAGCCUUCAGGGCUCUAUAUGGCUAUGAAGACAAAUUGCGUGUGGUUCUCAACAAGGCUGACAGAGUGGACUCCCAACAGCUCAUGAGAGUGUAUGGCGCCCUCAUGUGGUCAUUGGGGAAAGUGUUUCGAACCCCCGAGAUCCUGCGGGUUUACAUUGGAUCUUUCUGGUCAGAGCCAAGGCAGGUGUGUGACCACUACCAGCUGAUAGAGCUGGAAGAGGAGGAUCUUUUGGCUGACAUAAGGAACCUGCCAUGCAAUGCCGCAGUGCGCAAGCUGAACGACCUGGUGAAGAGGGCACGCUUAGUGAGGGCUCAUGCCCACAUCAUCAGCUAUCUGAAGCAGGAGAUGCCAACCAUUUUUUGCAAAGAAAGCAAGAAGCACAAUCUGAUCUACCAGCUUCCUGUGAUUUUCACCAAGAUCCAGCAACAGCAUCAAGUCCCAGCUGGAGACUUUCCUGACUGCACCAAGAUGCAGGAGAAACUUUUGGGUCAAGAUUUCUCAAAGUUCAAAAGACUGAAACCAAGUCUAAUGGCCUCCUUGGAUAAACUUCUGGCCACUGAAAUUGCAAACCUGGUGCCUUUACUUCAACAACAACAGCUGAAGAAGAAAUCCUUCCCUGGUGUCUUGGAUGGUGAAUUUUUAGGGACAUUUAGGUCUGAGCAUUAUAGGAGAGAUCCUUUCAAGGCACUCCCCGGAGAUGAUGAGAGCAGUGAAACAGAUUUUGAUGAGUGGGCAGUGGAAAAAUACAAGCCCAAAUAUGAUGAGAUAUUUUAUAACCUCAGUCCAAAUGAGGGUAAACUGAGUGGCACCAAAGUCAAAAAAUGGAUGACGUCCACCCUUCUUCCCAAUUCUGUGCUUGCUCAUGUCUGGAGGCUGGCUGAUGUAGACAGAGACGGCAUGUUAGACAACGAGGAGUUUGCUUUGGCAGUCCACUUGAUUGAGGGAAAACUACAGGGCCACUGGCUCCCCCGAGAGCUGCCCUCUCACCUGGUGCCACCAUCAAAACGGCAAAGCACAGCCAGCGAUGAAGAGUGAACACUGACAGGAAGCUGGGGCUCUGUGUUUUCACAAUUUGUACAUAGUUUCCUAAAUAUAAUCUGGUGGUAGCAUUUUUUUGGUUCAACACAAACUAACAAAGUUCUGUGUCUGUUUAGGAACCUGAGAAAAUGCUGAGUUGACAGCUGACACCAAAACCUAAAGUUUAUCAUGGAUGGUUUUGAUCAUUUCUUUUAUUUUAUUGUCAUUCUUGUUUCAUGUCACAUUAUCUGUAUUCAACCAACUGUCCAGGUUAAAUGAAAUACAACUAUUAUCAGCA
Molecule: messenger RNA, 1955 nt
Organism: Monopterus albus (swamp eel)
Lineage: Eukaryota; Metazoa; Chordata; Actinopteri; Synbranchiformes; Synbranchidae
Product: EH domain-containing protein 2-like
Exons: 6
Coding region: 41-1675 (544 amino acids)
Biological process (GO): endosomal transport; endocytosis
Cellular component (GO): plasma membrane; cytoplasm
Molecular function (GO): GTP binding; protein binding; calcium ion binding
Source: RefSeq, a predicted model, not a curated record